Arachis ipaensis is the source of this 513-nucleotide messenger RNA. RefSeq lists its product as uncharacterized. The record is from RefSeq and is a predicted model, not a curated record. Gene Ontology annotation, molecular function: zinc ion binding. Lineage: Eukaryota; Viridiplantae; Streptophyta; Magnoliopsida; Fabales; Fabaceae.
AUGAACUAUUUACGUGGAAGAGCCGAACGCAAGCGUUCCAGAUUUACUUACUCUGUAUUUGCACAACAGCGGAUCAAAGCAAAUAUGCAACGUGCUGGAAAUAUAGUUGUGCAACGGUUUGAUAGACAAAACGAGGUGUUUGAGGUGCGUGAAAUGCCUAAUGAAAAGGUGUUGGUAGUUGAUCUUGCGCGACAGACGUGUGACUGUGGACACUUUCAGGUGGAACGACUACCAUGUCGACAUGUUAUUGCUUGUUGUGCCAACCAGCGACUCGACUGGCAGCUGUAUGUUCAUGAUGUGUACAUGACGACAGAAGUUCGUAAGGUCUAUAUAUUUGAGUUCGUACCAUUAAGCGAUGCAGAAACAUGGCCUGCUUAUCAGGGACCCGCAUUGGUCGCUAAUCCUGCCUUGAGGCGCACGUUGAAAGGUCGUCCCAAGUCGACCCGAUACCUGAAUGAAAUGGAUUCACGUGACAUGCAUAGUCCUCGGAUAUGCCGUCUAUGUGAUGCUUAG